Messenger RNA from Musa acuminata AAA Group (dessert banana), 2685 nucleotides. Its product is annotated as calcium/calmodulin-dependent serine/threonine-protein kinase 1. Gene Ontology annotation, cellular component: cytoplasm; nucleus. The coding region runs from base 603 to 2324 and encodes 573 amino acids. The record is from RefSeq and is a predicted model, not a curated record. The transcript has 11 exons. Gene Ontology annotation, molecular function: ATP binding; calcium-dependent protein serine/threonine kinase activity; calmodulin binding. Lineage: Eukaryota; Viridiplantae; Streptophyta; Magnoliopsida; Zingiberales; Musaceae. Gene Ontology annotation, biological process: protein autophosphorylation; peptidyl-serine phosphorylation; intracellular signal transduction.
CAAACGACCAAUGUUUUGACAUGGCUGCAAUUCCUCCCCCAUGUCAGAACACAAGGCGAAGGAGCUGAAAAAGGCAAAGGAAGACGAGGAUUCCUUCACCACCUUUCCUCAUCUUCCAUGACAUUCCUUUUCCUCCUCCACUUCCCACCCUCUCUCUUCAACACCUUCCACCUUAAGCAAAGACCGCCAUGCCUCGAAGGUCUUUGAAGCCUUUGUCCACUCCAGUCCAUUGCUGAUCCCUUCCUUGCUCCUCACUUGUUGGUGCCUCCCAUCUAUCCGAAAUAUUCCUCCUUUCCUCCUCUCUGCCCCUAAAAGUUGCAUCUUUCCUCCAAUUUCCUCCCUUCUGUCCCCCAUCUCUCCCAAAGCUUGUAUUUUUCCUUCCUUUUUGCUUCUUUGCUAAUCCUUGUUGGUUGUGAAUCUUAGUCUUCUCUUGGGAUUGCUGGUUUUUGUCAUCAAGAUGUUCCUUUGAGUGCCGACAACUUCAGUCUGCUGUCCGAUUUUUCGGUAUUAUGUUUCUUUGGAUCAUGGAAUUUGGAACUCGAUUCUAAAGUUCGGUCUUUGGCAAGUUUGGAUCUCGUUUCUGUCACUGGGUCUUGGUUUCCAUGGGUCUUUGCCAUGGAAAACAAAUCCAAAGCCCUGAAAUACAGGAAGAGAUCCCCAGCGUUGAGGAACCUUCUGAGGUUCCAGGGAUCCCCAGGCAACCCAAGUUCCCCUUCUACAGCCCGAACCCCCUCCGAGGUUCUUACAAGGACUCACCGGCCAAUACGAGUCUGAACUCAACACCACUGCGGUUCCUCAAGCGGCCGUUCCCUCCUCCAUCGCCUGCGAAGCACAUUAAGGCCCUACUUGCUCGCAGGCAUGGUUCGGUGAAGCCAAAUGAGGCGUCGAUCCCCGAGGGGAGCGAGGUUGAGCUUGGCUUGAAUAAGAACUUUGGAUUCUCGAAGCAAUUCUUCUCAAAAUUCGAGCUUGGCGAGGAGGUUGGGCGUGGGCAUUUCGGUUACACUUGCACCGCGAAGGAGAAGAAGGGAGAUAUGAAGGGAGAGGAGGUGGCCAUCAAGGUUGUUCCGAAGGCAAAGAUGACAACUGCUAUUUCUAUUGAAGAUGUGCGAAGAGAAGUGAGAAUAUUAAAUUCUCUCACAAGACAUAGGAAUCUAGUGCAGUUCUAUGAUGCUUAUGAGGAUGAAGAUAAUGUGUAUAUUGUGAUGGAGUUAUGCAAGGGUGGUGAAUUACUAGAAAGAAUUCUCUCAAGGGGUGGGAAAUAUUCAGAAGAAGACGCAAAAGCUGUCAUCUUCCAAAUUUUGAGUGUCAUAUCGUUUUGUCAUCUUCAAGGUGUUGUUCACCGAGAUCUCAAGCCAGAGAAUUUUCUUUUUCUAACGAAGGACGAGAAGUCUACCUUAAAGGCCAUAGAUUUUGGCUUGUCAGACUUUGCUAAGCCAGAUGAGAGAUUGAAUGAUAUUGUUGGAAGUGCAUAUUAUGUGGCUCCAGAAGUUCUUCAUAGAUCUUAUGGAACUGAGGCAGACAUGUGGAGUAUUGGUGUAAUUGCAUAUAUUUUACUCUGUGGAAGCCGCCCUUUUUGGGCCCGCACGGAGUCAGGUAUAUUUAGAGCAGUUCUGAAGGAAGAACCAAGUUUUGAUGAAGCUCCAUGGCCUUCUUUGUCUUCUCAAGCUAAAGAUUUUGUUAAAAUAUUGCUGAACAAGGACUUCCGCAAGAGAAUGACUGCAGCACAGGCCCUUUGUCAUCCUUGGCUUUGGAAUCCUGAAGAACUUAAGAUCCCUCUGGAUAUUGUAGUGUAUAAGCUUGUAAAAGCUUAUAUAUGUUCUUCUUCUCUAAGGAAAUCAGCAUUGAGGGCUCUUGCCAAGACCUUGACAGUAGAUCAGCUCUAUUACCUGCAAGAACAGUUUUCUUUGUUAGGGCCAAACAAGAGUGGCUAUAUCUCGCUUCAAAAUUUUAAGAUGGCCUUGUUAAGAAACUCCACAGAUGCAAUGAAGGACUCGGGAAUUCUUGAUUUUGUUAACAUGGUGAGUUCUCUUCAAUACAGAAAACUAGAUUUUGAAGAAUUUGCUGCUGCAGCCAUAAGCGUACAUCAGAUGGAAGCAUUGGAUGCUUGGGAGCAACAUGCUCGUCAUGGUUAUGAAUUCUUUGAGAAGGAUGGGAACAGGCCUAUCAUGAUCGAGGAACUUGCAUCGGACCUUGGGCUAAGUCCAUCAGUUCCAGUUCACGUUGUUCUCCAGGACUGGAUAAGACAUUCUGAUGGAAAACUCAGCCUCCUGGGAUUUGUUAAACUUCUUCAUGGUUUUUCUUCACGCACAAUUCCAAAAGCUUAGCAUAGUUCAAGGACAAAGAUGUGCAGCAACGGCUUAUGGCCUAAAGAUUCGAGGAAAGUAGAUACAAGACAAUCCAUACAUGUGCCGAAUCGAGUUAACUGAGUAGGGCAGAUGAACCAAGACAGCAGCAGUCGCAUGUGGUGAUACAUUCGGUAACUUACUCUUUCAUAAGAUGCUUUUUGUUUAGCCAUGUCUAUGGUUAGCAUGUCGAUGUUGUUAAGAAGAACGUACAGACGAAAAUAGCAACAUGUAACUUGAGGAGGCUGAAAGGAAUUGAGGCCUCCAAAUAGGGUUCAAUAACUUGUAGUACGCGGUCUUUUUAAUCCGAAUAAGAUCCUCGGGCUGUUACAUGUGAUGAGAA